UACCUUUUGUUCAAACCAAAACAAAAGCAAAAAAAUAGUUUAGGUCUAGGGAAACAAUUAUAAACAGAAGGACUAUAUCACAAUGCUUAGUGUGAUGAAUAGUAUACGGUGGAGUUAAGAUUAACUGGACAUACCCCAAACAAAAUUAUGACACGAUUUGACCUUAUUGUCACUCAUUGUUGAGUUAUGUAUACAUCUUUUCCGGCCAAAAAACUAAAAACGCUGUUUGAAACUUUGAAGUCAACGCCAAGGAAUCAGCAAAAACCAAAGGAAAAAAAACAAGAAAAAAAGAAAAAGAAAAAAGAAAGGAGCUCUUUAUUUCCAAGAUAGCCGCAACAGAAGCCAGAGUGUACGUGGCCUGACACAACCGACCACUUAAAUUAAACCCAGUGGAAUUUGGAAGUCCUUAGUCAAAUACUCGCCAAACAUGCUUUUACUUUUCAUUCACUUUUAUUUCCUUAUGACCCACAUGACAGAAAUUUAUCACACACACCCUCCCUAGAAUAUGUUCUCUCUUUACACAUGUAUAUAUGUCCCUCUGCCUCUCCUCUCACAACAUAAACCCAGCCACUCUCUCUCUCUCUCUCUCUCUCUCUCUCUCUCUCUAUAGCUCUCUCGCAUUUUCCUUCAACUGAGCUAUAGAAAUGGCUUCCAUGUGUCAGAUGCAGAAUACAAACAUGAACCAGCAUGUCGCAUUUCCCAAAAACUUUCGGCCACAGUCAGGUUCUUUUGGACAGGUUUGUGUGCCCAAAAGAACCGAAACUGCUGCCGGUAGACAGACAAUUGUCGCGGCAGUAGGGACCGUGGAAGUAACCACUACUACUAGUACUAGAGCCAAUACGAAAACCACCGCCAGCACUCGUACUACUAGUAAUUUGGCUCAUCAAUGGAGAGAAAUUCAAGGUUCAAACAAUUGGGAAAACCUGGUGGAGCCAUUGCACCCACUUCUCCGGCAAGAAAUUAUUCGAUACGGUGACUUUGUCACCGCGUGUUACAAGGCCUUCAAUCUCGACCCAAACUCCAAACGCUACCUCAACUGCAAGUACGGCAAGAAGAACAUGUUCAGAGAGGUUGGGCUGGAGAGUUGCGGUUAUGAAGUCACCAAGUACAUCUACGCCACUCCGGACAUCAACAUCCCCAUCCAAAACGGCGAGUCGUGCGGCCGUUGGAUGGGAUACGUCGCCGUUUCAUCAGAUGAUGCAGUUAAGAGGCUCGGAAGAAGAGAUAUUGUAAUCACCUUCAGAGGCACAGUCACAAACCCUGAAUGGGUUGCAAACCUAAUGAGCUCAUUGACUCCGGCACGGCUUGAUCCUCAUAAUCCGAGGGACGAUGUGAAGGUGGAGUCUGGAUUUUUGAGCUUGUACACGUCAGACGAAAGCGAAAGCAAGUUCGGGCUAGGAAGCUGCCGGGAACAGCUUCUUUCAGAGGUGUCCAGAUUGCUAAACAAAUACAAAGGUGAAGAGUUGAGCAUAACAUUAGCAGGACAUAGUAUGGGGAGUUCUUUGGCUCUUCUUCUUGGCUAUGACAUCGCGGAGCUCGGGUUGAACCGAGAGAAUUCCCGAAGGAAAAUACCGAUUACAGUGUUUUCAUUCGGGGGGCCGAGGGUAGGGAACUCGGGGUUCAAGCAAAGGUGUGAGGAAUUGGGUGUGAAGGUCUUGAGGAUUGUGAAUGUGAAUGACCCCAUUACCAAGAUGCCUGGGGUUGUUUUCAAUCUCGAGAACUUUAGGGUUUUGGGAGGUGGCGAAUCGUUUGAGUUUCCAUGGAGUUGCUCAUGUUAUACCCAUGUGGGUGUUGAAUUAGUAUUGGACUUCUUCAACAUGCAAAACCCUUCAUGUGUUCAUGACUUGGGGACUUAUCUUAGCUUGCUCAAAUGUCCCAACAGAGUGCAGAUUCAAAAGGAGGGUGUGGAUUUGAUGAACAGAGCAAAAGAAUUGCUCUUGAAUUUGAAUGUGAGCGCUCAAAAUUUCAACAUGCAAGUGCCAAUCCCAUGGAGAAGUGCUUCUGCCAGAAGCACCAGCAAUAUGGUGAAGCUGCAAGUUCAAUCACAAAGAACAUAAAUAUUAGUGUGUUCAUAUAGAAAUUUUCUCAACUCCCCCAGCCUUGUAAUUUUGCUCAGGAAAAGGGAUUUUGUGAAUUACAGUCGUC
Prunus persica (peach) is the source of this 2145-nucleotide messenger RNA. RefSeq names its product galactolipase DONGLE, chloroplastic. The transcript has a single exon. Gene Ontology annotation, biological process: jasmonic acid biosynthetic process. Bases 645 to 2057 code for a protein of 470 amino acids. Lineage: Eukaryota; Viridiplantae; Streptophyta; Magnoliopsida; Rosales; Rosaceae. Gene Ontology annotation, molecular function: glycerophospholipid phospholipase A1 activity. The record is from RefSeq and is a predicted model, not a curated record. Gene Ontology annotation, cellular component: chloroplast.